AUUCGUGGAUUCUAGGUUCAAAUGUAAUAUCCAAAAAUUUCAAGGGUAAAAUAAUUACAAGACCUACCCCAGUGAUCUGUCCUAUCCUAUCCUCUUUUCUUCCACAACCCGUUACCCACGUCCCACCACCCGCUAUAAAUACCCACUUCUAUCCCAUUACCCUUCAAAAACCUCAAACACACACUCACAAAACAAAACAAACAACAACAAUCCCCCAAUUCUUUCAUUUCAUUCAUUUUUUCUUACCCUAAAAAAUCACCAUGCGUUCUUACACUAUCUUCUUCCUCUUGGGUCUCCUCGUCCCUCUCGUGGUCUCAACCGGAAGGCAUACCACCGGUGCCCUCACCGGCGCCUGGAGCCCUAUAGAGGACCUUAAAGACCCUCACGUGAAAGAGAUUGCAGAGUACGCUGUGUCGGAGUACAACAAGCAAUCGAAGUCAGAUCUGAAAUUGAGCAGCGUGGUCAAAGGCGAGUCUCAGGUCGUCGCUGGCACCAAUUACAAGCUUGUUCUUGCGGUCAAGAAUGGACCUGCGAAAAAGUACGAAGCCAUCGUUUGGGAAAAACCAUGGCAACAUUUCAGAAAUUUGACCUCGUUUAAGGCGGUUUAAUUUUAUAAUUAUCGCUAAUGUGUGAAAUUUUGUGUUAUUUUCUCUUAUACCAGCUUUAUAUAUGUAUCUAUAUAUAUGGCGUGUGUAAUACCUUUUGAUAAUAAAAAUUUAGUUUUGAUUUCUUGA
Cannabis sativa is the source of this 734-nucleotide messenger RNA. RefSeq names its product cysteine proteinase inhibitor 1. NCBI's taxonomy places the organism in Eukaryota, Viridiplantae, Streptophyta, Magnoliopsida, Rosales, Cannabaceae. Bases 261 to 608 code for a protein of 115 amino acids. The transcript has a single exon. Gene Ontology annotation, molecular function: cysteine-type endopeptidase inhibitor activity. The record is from RefSeq and is a predicted model, not a curated record.